UCAACGCAUAUCAGAUCCGGAAUGUUGGAAAUCUGGUACAAAAACAUGUUAUAGAACAAGGGCGAUGUGUGGGCCGAUCAUACGAGACGAAAACAGAAACUUGCUGUGCUGUAUAUAAAGUUUGUAUUACGUGGGGACCAUGGACAGACUGGGAAUGUGAAGAAUGUAAACCAAUUUUAGAUCUCGAACAAUUGGAGGAGUUAGUUUUCAAACUAAUUAACGACUUGGAUCUCAAGCCAAUUGGCGAGUUGAAUCCCAAAGAAAUUGACCAGUGGCAUCCCAAACUAACUAAGGAGUCGUAUCUUACUCAAAUUGACAAGUAUUACAAACUAAUUGAAAAGAUGGAUCCCAAACUAAUUGCCAAGUUGCUUCGCAGACAAUUUGAGAUGUUGGGUCGCAAACUAGAUGACGAGUUGGUUGCGGAAGCAAUUGCCGACGGAUGUUUGCUUUAUGGUACAAGAACAUGCAAAAGGACAAGGGUAUGCCCUUCGUGUCCAUUUGAACCAGCAUCACCACCCCAAUGUGAGGGGGAAACAUUCGAGACGAAAACGGAAAUGUGCUGUUUUUUAUAUGAAAAGCCUCUAGAACCUCAAUGCAUCCGACAUUGCUCUUGGAAUGAAUGUUUGAGAGAAAAUAAUUGCUGUCCAGGAGUAUGCCAACUUUCAGAAAAACCAUGUAACCCAUAUUGCUUUGCUGUAGAUAUUUCUGGUUACUGUACUCACAAUGUACUUGAAUAAAAUGUGCACAUGGAAAAAUAAAAUGAAUAAGUUGAGAGCAAUUAAAGUUGUUGUAUUAUUAAUUAGAUAGAAUUAUUAAAUGACAGAUGCUGGAUUGUGUU
Molecule: messenger RNA, 838 nt
Organism: Owenia fusiformis
Lineage: Eukaryota; Metazoa; Annelida; Polychaeta; Sabellida; Oweniidae
Source: the annotation of a GenBank genome assembly